Messenger RNA from Plasmodium cynomolgi strain B, 1839 nucleotides. RefSeq lists its product as hypothetical. Bases 1 to 1839 code for a protein of 612 amino acids. Lineage: Eukaryota; Apicomplexa; Aconoidasida; Haemosporida; Plasmodiidae. The transcript is spliced from 2 exons. The record is from RefSeq and is a predicted model, not a curated record.
AUGUUAAAUUUCGGCGGAAACGGAAGAACCAGGCUAAGCGAAAUGAACGUCCUGCAAAACGAAAUGCAGGAGAUAAACAUAAACGACAGCGGUUCGAAGAACGAUUACGACGAUAAUACAUACAAUGACGCGAGCACGUGUCACGACAGUAACAUGGUGGGCAACGAGAAUGGCUGCUUCAAAGGAGAAUUUACACCCAUUAAGAACGAUCACAGCAAUUCAUUUAGCGAGGGAACGGGUAUAACGGAGGAAGAAACAAAGGAGGAGACAAGCGAGUACGAUGAUAAGCAGCCAAAAGAAGUACUCAAUUGUGAAUACUGCAACAAGCAUGUGCACGCACAGGUGAAGACAUACACCCCUACCUUUGUCUACCUUCUCGUAAUAAUUUUGUUUCUCCUGAUAUCUUUCUUCACCAUAUUUUUAUUACCUCUUUUGUACUUAACAAUUUCCAGUAAUUUCAAUUUAGACAAUCUAGCCAAAGGUCCCUACAUAACAGCUAGCUGGGUGGAUUAUCUCGAAGACUGUGGACACAAAUCACAACUUAGAAAUAAAUUUAACAGCAUUCACAAUUUUAAAAGUAAAUAUGAUGGGUAUACAAUUAUAUGGACAGGUCAGUUUCAUCAAAUAAAGGAAGGUUUUUUUAAUAGCAAUUCUUUGUUCAUUCGAAUGGACCCUUCGGAAUAUCGUUACGACAAGCCUGAUAUCAGAGCCCUUUUCACCGACUCUCUAAUUGCACAAGUAGAAAAUUUACAAAAAAAUGACUUAAUUGAAUUUGAGUGCACUCUUAUACAGAUUAGUAAAAACAGGAACCCACAUUUGUGUAUUUUGUGGAAUGUCACUUUGAUGCAGAAGUCCGAGCAAACCAACUUCAACGUUGUCGAUUUUGUAAAGCACCUCUCCAUUUUAGACAUGAUUAACAGUAGCUCCAAUGCGAAUCCUUUUUUUAUGAGUCUUAACAAUAAGAACGGCGAGGUGAAGCGCUCGAUCAAGAUAGUGCACCUUGCGUCGGGCGGGUUAGGCGGCGGGAUGAGCGGGAUGAGCGGCGGGCUGGGUGGUCACCUCGGAAGUGACCACCUCGGGGACGGCCUCUCCAACGGGGACCUGUUCGACACUCCUAACGUGAUCCACGCGAACGACGAGUACGUCUUCAAUUUGGGGAGCGACCAAAUGAACCAUAACCCCACAGGGGUGGGAAGCGGCUCAAAUUUUCCCUUUACACAUGAUGUGAGUUCAGGUGGAAAAUUUAGUCUUCGAGAUUUUGUAACUCGGAUGGGAAACAGGAAAUCGGGAGUAGAGUUGACAGAUGACGAAGACGAAGAAGAGGAAGAAGAGGAAGAGGAGGAAGACUAUGACUACUACAGUGAGGGUGACAAUGAUUACAACUUAGAGGACGUACAUGCUCUGAAGAAUGCUUAUGGUAACGACCUGGAUGGGAAGUUCGACCCGUUUAAUCGUGUCGAGUUCCGUGCACAAGGCAAGAAGAAUGGCGCUACGAACCCACCCUUGCAUAAGUUUAAAUAUGGAGACGAUGGGGCAGGGCUCUUCAGCGAGGAGAGGGCAACGGAGUAUGAGCAGGAAGUGCACGAGGAGGGGGCGCCCAAGGGGGGGGCGGCAACAGGGGGAGCGGCAACCGGGGGAAUAACUAACAGUGAGGCCCCUAACAACAAAGCAGCGAACCACGGAUCGACUAACAAUGAAUCCCCUAACAACAAAGCAGCGAACCACGGAUCGACUAACAGUGAGGCCCCUAAGAACGAAACCACCAACAGCGGGGCAGGCGAGAAAAUCACGCAGAAGCAACCCAAUGUGGAUGGCUCCAAGGAUCCCCCCGGCGAGUGA